Fusarium proliferatum ET1 is the source of this 810-nucleotide messenger RNA. RefSeq lists its product as uncharacterized. The coding region runs from base 1 to 810 and encodes 269 amino acids. The record is from RefSeq and is a predicted model, not a curated record. The transcript is spliced from 2 exons. Lineage: Eukaryota; Fungi; Ascomycota; Sordariomycetes; Hypocreales; Nectriaceae.
AUGACGUCGCAGCCAGCUACUCCUAGCGCCAUCGCAGUCUCCAGAGAGGAUGUGAACGGCGACACAGUUAAUCACCUUCGCCAGCGCUUGCAUGAGGCCGAACACACCAUUACCGGGCUUAAAGCGACGCAAGAUUUCGUUGUGGCCCAGAAUGCGGAGCUCAAGAAAGAAAACAACCAGUUGCGGGAAAACAUGGCCGUACUUCGAUGCCAAAACUCACGGGCUGGUAACUCUAGCAAUGAAACCAUUCCAGUCGGCAGCAUAACAAUGAGCCCAGACGACUUGAAGAAACUCCAGGGCAUUCUCAAGGAAGUGAAACGGCACGGCAGCGAGCUUCAUCAAAAAGCAGGAGAACUUCGCGACUCUGUGCUUCUCAAACAAGAGGAUUUCAGUCGAAAGCGACGACGCACAGAUUCAGACACCGACAAAAAUGAAGAAGAAAACCCUGCAAUGCAAUUUGUCAAAUCGUGCAAACAGUACAAUACCCGGACAACCCGCUGCACUGUUGCCUUUCAGGGCGCAAUCAAACCCUUCAUCGAAGACUUGAGUCGUGCAUAUGAACCAAAGUCAUCAUUGCCUCACGAAAAGAUAAGGAGAAAUCUAGCAGAUUUUGCUUACUUCAGAAACAAACCUGGGUGGCAUUGUCUUCGAGAGGUCUGUGAGAAAGGCAAGCUCUCGACUGAGGCUAAAUCCUUUUCCGUUUGCACACUGCAUGGCUCCGAUUGCGAGUUUCUUAUCUGGAAGCAGCAGAGCCAUCCGGGUAACAUCAGUUUUACAGCAUUUGGAGAUUUCGAAAACUCUGCUAAGUAA